Necator americanus (New World hookworm) is the source of this 240-nucleotide messenger RNA. RefSeq lists its product as uncharacterized. The coding region runs from base 1 to 240 and encodes 79 amino acids. The transcript has a single exon. Lineage: Eukaryota; Metazoa; Nematoda; Chromadorea; Rhabditida; Ancylostomatidae. The record is from RefSeq and is a predicted model, not a curated record.
AUGUUCAAUGAACUAGACGAAGAAGGGAUAUUAUUGCUAAUAAACCGAAAGCAAAUACAGUACAUAAAGAACGUCCACUGGAAGGUCGGAGGAGUACUACUUGAAGGCUCUCAAAUCGUAGAGACAUCGUCAUCCGUCUACCUUGAACGUCCUACGAAUAUGGAGAACGACAAAGAGGAAGAGCUGAACAGAAGGCGAGAGUUGCAUUCGCACCCGUCAAAGAAGUUACGGACCAACUGA